Cydia pomonella (codling moth) is the source of this 1815-nucleotide messenger RNA. RefSeq names its product piggyBac transposable element-derived protein 4-like. The coding region runs from base 11 to 1057 and encodes 348 amino acids. The transcript has 2 exons. The record is from RefSeq and is a predicted model, not a curated record. NCBI's taxonomy places the organism in Eukaryota, Metazoa, Arthropoda, Insecta, Lepidoptera, Tortricidae.
UCUGCGUGAGAUGUUCGGUGACAACCUGAGUGAUGAUCUUCCGGCGCAAUUCCAUGAGGUAGAAAUAUCUCAAAUUCAGCGGCUAUUGGAAAGACGCGAUGACAUCAGUUCGGACACUUCAGAUGAAGACAUCAACUCAGACGAGGACUUUGAUGACGCUGGCGAGGAGACAAUGGAUGUUGACGUAGAUGACUCGUCGAGCGACGAAGAAGCAGAAAUGCUUGCAGAGAGGGGAAGGGGCGCCGCGAGACGAGACCCAGUGACGAACGACAGCGCGGAAUGGACUCUGCAUCAACCUCGUAACGUCGCGAACAAGCCAUUGUUUACUGGUACAGAAGAGUUACGGGUGUCUGAAGGAUGCACUACUCCGUACGAUUUUUUCAAAGAACUCUUCACUGUAGAGUUUUUAGAAGGAAUAAUUACGGCCAUAAACUUGUUUGCCACAAAUCUUAUUAGCAAUAACUGCUUUGCUAAUGGUCGCAUUCACGCGUGGACACCUUUGACGGUCGCGGAGUUUCUCAUAUUUCUGGGAAUUUUGUUCCAUAUGGGAAACAUAAAAUUAAACCGAUACUCCGAUUACUGGAGACGACAUCGCUUAUACAAUUUGUUUACGAAAGAUUACAUGUCUUGUAACAGAUUUUUACUUAUAUUUAGAUGUUUGAAGUUUGGAGAAGAUAAUUUAGACUCAUUGUUUAAGUAUUUUAAUGAAAAAAUGACUGAUUUGUAUAGUCCUGGGGAAAAUUUAUCCAUUGACGAAUCGAUGAUUCUAUCAAGAGGCCGAAGUGGGAUUAGGCAAUAUAUGCAGGGAAAACGCCACAAAUACGUAUUGGCAACUCCCGCUGGUACUGCACUCCAAGUACAUAUGUACAGGGGUAAGCGAGACGCAGAAGUCGGAGGGCAAGGUCACACAGAUAAGGUAGUGUCAAAACUUUUAAGAAUCGUAAGGUCGUAUUGCCACGAGUACAUGCGUAUGAAUGGUAUAUACACCAUUGAAAUGUACCUACAACCAGAAAUGAUCGCGACAAGUCCGUGUGAAGCUACUACACGUACAUUUUAAUAGAUCCCACGCAGAUUGGAAGACAUCGUAUUUAAAACUAUUAUAUGCUCGUGUAUACAAAGCUAUCGCAAGCUGUGCACAUGUUGCAAGCGUAGUCUAUUUUUUAUCUUGGGCCAGGCAUCAAGAAGUGAUUGACGCGCAUGCUGACUUUUUAGACGAAUUGACAAUUGAUUUUGAUCAAACAGAAUAAAAAUAUUGUUUUUUUAGAACUGGAUUUUAUUUUUGUUCCUCUUGAUAUUAAACAAUAUAACAACAGCAACGCAAUAUAACAGCAGCUACUCAAAGUAUUUUGGAAAUAAUUCCGAUAGUUCUGACUUAAUUCAUUGCAUAAAUGCUAUAAUGAUAAGAAAUGCUUUUUUGUUUUUUUUUUUAUGAUAGAGGAGGCAAACGAGCAGACGGAUCACCUGAUGGUAAGCGAUUACCGCCGCCCAUGGACACCUGCAAUACCAGAGGGGUUGUAAGUGCGUUGCCGGCCUUUAAGAUGGGAGUGGGAGAAUCAACUUUUUAGCGUCACUCGUUGCCAUGGUUACGAUUAGUUGUCCAGGGGACAAAAGUUCAUUGAAAUACUGAUUUUAUGGUAUUUAAAUGUAUCAAACUUGCGUUUUUGUGGUCGUUAUAACCAAUGUCCAUAAUGGGCCCCCUACUAAGCAUGUUAAUAGAACGGCAUACAACGUCUCUUCAAACAAACUGUGCCACUGUUGUCCCUUGGACAACGGGACAGGAUAACAAAACAAAAAAAGUUGAUUCACCCGAGUACG